GCUGAAUAUACAGCAAUGGAGUUUAUGCAACUUCUUCUCUUUUUGCUCCCGGUUUGGGCCUGCCUUAUUGAAGUGGAUGGAAAAGAGAGCUUCGCUUCCGUUGUGUUUGAUUCUGAUGGCCAACUGGUGAUAAACGCGGGAUAUGACUCGUCCCAGCCGAUGGUGGCUUGGGGUAAAUUUCGUGACGAAAUCAAUUCCACCGGAUGGUCUUUCCUGGAGGUACAUUCAAAUGCUUCAUUACCAGACAAGACACAAGCAAUGGCAGCAGGGAUGGCAGAGGGAGUGCUCACUGCAAAACUCAUGUACAAAAGCUAUCAAAAUACCCUGGCUGGCUACUGCGAUGCUGACCCUGACUUCUGCACAAAACUGGGUAAAUUCCUUGGUGAAAAUCUAAAGUGGAUGAUGGAGCAAAUCACUAGCAACCCUAAAGAUGAAUAUUGGUACCAGAUAAACCUGAUCCUUGAGCAGUUCAAAGGAAUUAUACAAGGUUAUCUCCACGAUACAUCUAUUCCUCCUAUUGAUGAUUUUGGAUUCCUUCUGAUGCAAGCUGACUGUGACUUGGAAGAUCUGGAGCAGGUUUUAGGAAAGAAGGAAGUCCGCCGUGUGUUUGGCUCAGGUUCCUGUUCUGCACUGAUUAAAGUUUUGCCAGGCAACAAAGACCUGUACAUUUCUCAUGUCACUUGGACAUCUUAUGCAGAGUUGCUGAGAGUUUUUAAACUGUAUGAUAUUGGAGUGACUGUGAGAGGAAGUGCAGAUGAAAUUAUUCCUGGAAGAAAGCAGAGUUUCUCUUCUUACCCUGGCACUAUGGCAAGUUUGGAUGACUUUUACAUGUUAAGCAGUGGAAUGGUGUCUCAAGAAACCACUAUUGGAAAUAGUAACCCUGACCUGUGGAAGUAUGUAGUAGAGAGAGGAAUCGUUUUAGAGUGGAUACGCUCUAUCGUAGCUAAUCGAUUGGCACGCACCACAGUAGAAUGGGGUUAUUACUUUUCACAGCACAACAGUGGAACCUACAAUAACGAGUGGAUGGUCCUUGAUUACAAGCAGUUCACUCCAGGCGAGCCCAUCUACCCAGGGACCCUUUUGAUCCUGGAGCAGAUACCUGGCAUCAUAGAAGUAGCAGAUAUGUCUGUUUACCUGCAGGAGAACACUUACUGGGCAAGCUACAACUUACCGUAUUUUCCAUACAUUUUCAACAUAAGCGGUGCCAGGGCAAGGUACGAGAAGUUUGGCUCGUGGUUCAGUUAUGAAGGUGCGCCUCGAGCACAGAUGUUCAAGCGAGACCAUGGCAAGGUCGUUGACAUGGAAAGCAUGAUGAGACUGAUGAGGUACAAUGAUUAUCAACAUGACCCAUUGUCACGUUGUAACUGCACCCCACCCUACAGUGGAGAGAAUGCUAUCUCGGCUCGGUCGGACUUGAACCCAGCGGAUGGGAAGUAUCCGUUUGGAGCACUGGGGCACAGAGAAGAGGGUGGAAUUGACGCCAAGGUAACCAAUUCAGAGUUGAUCAAGGAAUUACAGUGUAUGGCGGUCAGCGGGCCAACACAUGACCAGCAGCCGGUAUUUAAGUGGAGCACAUCAGGUUGGAAAAGGCCCAUGGGACAUCCUGACGCCUGGGACUUUGAACCAGUCAAAGUCACGUGGGAGUGAGGCUAUGUCACUCGCUCUGUAAACCUUUCUUUUAUUCUCAUUACUAAGAGUUGCCGUUUAUUAAAAAAAUAAUAAUUCGUAACGAAAGAAAGAAAAAAAAGUUCGAAACGUCGUGU
Molecule: messenger RNA, 1763 nt
Organism: Orbicella faveolata
Lineage: Eukaryota; Metazoa; Cnidaria; Anthozoa; Scleractinia; Merulinidae
Product: putative aminopeptidase PLBD2
Biological process (GO): phospholipid catabolic process
Cellular component (GO): extracellular region
Molecular function (GO): glycerophospholipase activity
Source: RefSeq, a predicted model, not a curated record